Messenger RNA from Ramularia collo-cygni, 825 nucleotides. RefSeq names its product related to thiol methyltransferase. Gene Ontology annotation, molecular function: S-adenosylmethionine-dependent methyltransferase activity. The transcript is spliced from 2 exons. Bases 1 to 825 code for a protein of 274 amino acids. NCBI's taxonomy places the organism in Eukaryota, Fungi, Ascomycota, Dothideomycetes, Mycosphaerellales, Mycosphaerellaceae. The record is from RefSeq and is a predicted model, not a curated record.
AUGUCUUCCGACCAAAAGACAGACAUUGGAGUGCUGCGCCAACAGUUUCUCAAUCAGCCCCCAGAGACACAUACCAAACAUUGGGAGGAUCUUUGGCAGAAACAAACAACUCCAUGGGACCGCAAUGGCCCCAGUCUUGCUCUGAAAGACACAGUGACAGGCAGGCAAGAUCUGUUCGGCUCGGCUCUUAAAGAUGUUGCCAGUAAUCAGCGGAAGAGAGCACUGGUACCAGGUUGUGGCAGAGGGUAUGAUGUGCUACUUCUGGCAUCGCUAGGCUACGACUGUUAUGGACUGGAUGCCUCCCAGACCGCAAUAGAUGCCGCACUCAAACACCAAGCAGAAUCUAGCAAAGACGAACAGUAUGUCCCUCAUGACUCGAAAGUUGGUGCCGGAGAAACGAAGUUCCUAGUGCACAAUUUCUUCAAGGAUGACUUCCUCGCGGACACAAACGGUGGAAAUUUUGACCUCAUUUUCGACUACACAUUCUUGUGUGCUCUACCUCCAGAGAUGAGACCCUCGUGGGCAAAGCGGAUGAGUGAACUGCUCUCUCCUACUGGGUACUUGAUCUGUCUUGAAUGGCCGCUGCACAAAGCUCCGACGGAAGGUGGUCCACCGCACGGCUUGUCCUCUGAGCUUUACGUUCAGCUGUUUCACAAUCCCGGCCAGGAUGUAAAGUACAAUUCGAAUGGCUUUGUGACUCAAGAUCUGAGCGCCGAGAAAGGAGAGCUCGCGCUUGUUCGGGUUGCUCACGAUAUGCCAUCAAGGACACACGAAGCUGGCCAGGGGAAGGACUAUGUGGGAAUAUGGCGGCAUGCCAAGCUUUGA